This is a messenger RNA of Gaeumannomyces tritici R3-111a-1, 1139 nucleotides long. RefSeq lists its product as hypothetical. The record is from RefSeq and is a predicted model, not a curated record. The coding region runs from base 122 to 757 and encodes 211 amino acids. NCBI's taxonomy places the organism in Eukaryota, Fungi, Ascomycota, Sordariomycetes, Magnaporthales, Magnaporthaceae. The transcript is spliced from 2 exons.
AAAAGAUCCACGUGUAACCGUGGUAGCCAACCUGAGAAAGUAAACAAACGAGAAGCACCAACGGAGCCCAACGAAAUACCCAACGCAGCACGCCACAAAUCUCACAAAUUCGCCAAAGAAAAUGGUAAUAGUAAUAUCAGAUGAUGAGGACGGCGGGCCUCCGCCCUCGCAAUCCCACUUUGCCAAGUUUGAGGACUUCAAACCCGACGAUGCGGCACCCUUCGACCAGGAGUUCUCGCGCCUCGCGUCAUCGCAGGAGUGGGUCCCCGGCUCACAGGAGUACACGCGCCAGCGCACCAUCGCCAUGCGGGAGGAGCUCCAGCUCCACUACUUUUCGCAGCCACCGCCCAAGCUCGAGGUGGUCGACGAGGAGGACGAGAAGGCGGAGCCCGCUAGCGCGCAAGAAAUCGCGCUCCGGGGCUACCAGGAGCUGUGCCGCGAGGUCGGCCUCGACGAGGAGGCGGCGGGCGGCAACGUGGACGAGUGCAAAAAGGCCCUGAAGAGCACGCUCGUCAACAUCGUCGACCUCAUCGACGCGCGCCGAACGCACGCCAAGGUCGAGGUUUGGACCGAUUUUGAAAAGUUCCGCGCUUAUACCCUGCAGGACGGCAAGCGGAUCGACCCGAAGGAGGCCCGGGCGUCCCCGGGAUACCUCGCCUCGCUGCUGCAGCGCCUAGGAGGGCCCCGGCGGAAGAAGGGCAAAAAGAGGAAGAGAGGCGGCGUGGUGUCGGGGCGCGUCACGAAGUCGGAGGCCUAAAUGUGGAUGCGGCUCUACUGGCCCUGCUGCAAGUCGACCAAGGAACAGCACGAAUCAUUUGUGCUCGUUGGAAAACUCCAACACGUUACAGCACCACUCUUACUUGGACCACUGCCACUCGAGCUGGGAUGGUGGUUCUUACUGUGAGCAUGAGCGAGGCGUUGACGGCAAGAAUUGGGUUUCAGGUUUGUGCGAUAUUAGCUUUGUCUUCUGCUAGAUUUUAUUGUCAACGUCGGGUGUGGUUCGGGGGAAGGACCGCAUGGGAAUCAUUGAACGUAGCUUAUAGGAAGGGACACUACUAGCUUAUACACUCGGAUUUCGAGAAGAGGAAAGGCGCUUAUCUUGAAAUAAUAAACGGCAUUCCAGGCAAUUGAAAAGGACA